UCAGAGCACAGAGUGCAGAGUGCAGGGCAAGAAAAGCAUCAUAUUCUUUGAGACAAAAAUAUGAAGUCUCCAGGAAGGGAGAAGCAUACCAGUCAUGAAAAGGACCUUUCUGCAGCUCUUUACUUCAUCAAGGGACCAUGAGUGUGGGGCUGAGUAAUGGGAAAUGUUGUUCGGGGAGCUGUGGCCUUCAUUCCAUCAGACAGAUGUGAACGGUUCUUGGUGGGGGACUUGAAGGAGAUGCCACAUGAUUGCACAUUGGACCUGACUAGUCGUCAUCUUCAUCGCUUUCCCCUUAGAGUAUGUGCCUUCAGUGACCUUGUUAAACUUUAUCUGAGUAAUAACCACUUGACCAAUUUGCCUCCUGAGCUUAUUAAUUUGCAAAAACUUCAAAUUCUGGCUCUGGACUUUAACUGUUUUGUGGAACUGGAUUUGGUUGUUUGUAGUCUUCGGCAACUUAACACCCUUUACCUUGGGAAUAAUCAACUUCACAAACUGCCAAGAGAGCUGGCUCAGCUCACUAAACUAAAGACAUUAUGGCUAGACAACAACUGCUUUACAAAAUUCCCAUCAGUAGUAUGCAUGCUUUCUGACCUUAGGACUCUUCAUCUGGAUUAUAAUCAGUUUCGUAACUUGCCUGGUGAGCUGGCUAGGUUAAACGAGCUGCGAUGUAUUUGGUUAUCAAGCAACAUCCUGAAUAAAUUUCCACCAGUUCUCCUGGAAAUGCAUGGUUUGGAAGUGAUCGAUGUAGACAGGAACCACAUACAACAAUUCCCAACACUUAUUCACUUAACAGGGCUUAAGAUUAUCAUCUAUGACCACAAUCCAUGUGUUAAUGCACCUAUAGUAGGAGAAGGUGUAAAGCGUGUGGGCCGCUGGGCUGUUAGUGUUGAUGAUGGGGAUGAUGAAGUUGAAAGAAAGACAGCUGAAGUGUCCAUAGAAGAAAAAACAGCUGAGGUGUCCAUAGAGGUGAGAGAACAGCUGGCAGAAAACAAGUGACAAAAACUGUACAACUAAAAUUAUGUGAAUUAUGAAUAAUGUAUUGAAUGUAGCAAAACAGUGAACAGUAAUACUAAUAUAUAUUCCUUAGAUGAAGGUGUAAAAUAGAAACCUAAAUAUAAAAAAUGGUUUGAAAAAAAGUUUUCUCUCCAAUAAUGAAAUACAUAUUUUCAGGAUAACUUUGACUCUCACCCUAUGACAUAUAUAUUUUGUAUAGUAUACAAGAACAUUUCUGCUUUAUGAUGUCUUAAUUUAUGUAAAGGUUUAUUAUUUCUGUUUUAGGGAUCAUCUUGACUAAAAAUGUACAAGGUAUUAUUAAAAGGUAUUCCAAUGAUGAAUUGCUAAAUUCCAACAUUGUACCUCACCUCCUCAAUAAUGCAUGUGUGAAGUGACAGAUUUGGGUCUCCAGUUUAAUGUAAGACCUUUAAUAGCCUUUUAUCAUCAUUCUGUUAAUUAUCAAGCUGCUCCUGGUUGCUGGUGGUGUGUUGAAUAGGCUACUGUUUUCUGCAAAGAUCAACCCCAUUUUUAGCAAAUUUGUAUGCUGUUUUUGCCCUCCUUAACAGAAGUAGAUAUGUGUAUAAGUUCCACCAAUAAGCCAAAAUUUAACAAAAUGUUAUGUGCAUUUGGGAUUAUUGUCAGCAAAGUUUAUGAGAUUGUCACAGCUUCUGUAUGAAGUGUAUUGUUUUCAUAUGCACAGAAAUAGUACAA
This is a messenger RNA of Clarias gariepinus (North African catfish), 1704 nucleotides long. It is a transcript of the gene lrrc10, whose product is annotated as leucine rich repeat containing 10. Gene Ontology annotation, molecular function: protein binding. The record is from RefSeq and is a predicted model, not a curated record. The coding region runs from base 157 to 996 and encodes 279 amino acids. The transcript is spliced from 2 exons. Lineage: Eukaryota; Metazoa; Chordata; Actinopteri; Siluriformes; Clariidae.